Messenger RNA from Diospyros lotus (date-plum), 1294 nucleotides. RefSeq names its product ethylene-responsive transcription factor 5-like. NCBI's taxonomy places the organism in Eukaryota, Viridiplantae, Streptophyta, Magnoliopsida, Ericales, Ebenaceae. The record is from RefSeq and is a predicted model, not a curated record. Gene Ontology annotation, biological process: ethylene-activated signaling pathway; regulation of DNA-templated transcription. The transcript has a single exon. Gene Ontology annotation, molecular function: DNA binding; DNA-binding transcription factor activity. The coding region runs from base 232 to 1092 and encodes 286 amino acids.
GAAACCCUUCCGAAGCCACACACCCCACCCCCGACACAACACUUAUUCUCUCCUUUAUAACCCUUCCAUCUCACUCUCUUCUUCCACUCAAUAAUCCCAGCUGAAUCCCAGCUGAACUUUUUACAUCUCUCUCUCUCUCUCUCUCUCUCUCUAAAGAUUGGAUUUUUUAAUUUUGAAACGCACAAAAGCACCGUUUUUUUCUCACUUCAAGACCAUUGUCGACUUGUUCCAAUGGCGAUAUCGAAUGAAGCCUUUGCUUUGGAGCUUAUCCGCCAGCACCUUCUCGACGACCAUUUCAUCGCUAAUAUUGAAUUCUCGACUGGUUCUUCUAGCUUCUCCGAAACCCAAUUUUCAGAGUCUUCUAGCUCAGCUGAGGAAGAUGAAGCCGGAAACGACUUCCGAGCAAAUAAUCGGAAAUUAGUUAGUUUAGCUUCCUUCCCUCAGUUUACUUCCACGGCGCCCAACCUUUUCGAGGUCGAGGCAAAGCCGAAAAUUGAGAAGUCGAAGUUAAGUGAGCGCCGGCCACUGCUGAAGAUAUCGGUGCCGGAUAGGGUUCAGGGGCUGGGUUGCGGCGCUCCUCCGCCGGCGCUGGAGGAGAGGAGGCAUUUUAGGGGGGUGAGGCAGCGACCGUGGGGGAAGUUCGCGGCGGAGAUUCGGGACCCGAACCGGCGGGGAGCUAGGGUUUGGCUCGGGACAUUUGACACCGCCGUGGAGGCGGCGAAGGCCUACGACCGGGCGGCGUUCAAGCUGCGGGGAAGUAAGGCGAUCCUGAAUUUCCCUCACGAGAUUGCGAGUUCCCCCCCGGAAUCGGAUAGGCCGGUGGAGAGAUGCCGGAAAAGGGACCGAGAGGAUGAUUCAACGACGGAGAGGAAAAGGGUGGAGGUGAAGAGGGAGAAGUCGCCAGAAUCCGAGGGGAGGACGGAAAGCGUAACGGCGGCCGUCUGCCCUCUAACGCCGUCGAACUGGACGGCCGUUUGGGACUGUUCUGAUACGAAGGGCAUCUUUGAGAUCCCUCCGUUAUCGCCGUCAUCGCCUCACCCUUCCAUUGGCUACUCUUCGCAGCUUAUGGUCGUUUCUGACGGCGUUUACUAAAUUUAGGAACACCUGACGGCAAAAGUCGGUAGGCAGCUGAGUUAUCCACAACCCAAAAAAAAAAAAAAAAAAGAAAAUAGAUAAGAGAGAGGAUUUUUCUGUAUGUAAAUAGGAGAAGGGUUAGCGUGAUUUUAUAUUUUAUAUAUUAUAUAUAUUUUAUACGUAAUGAAAAUGAGAGAUGAGGCAUAUGGCUUUUGAAUUA